This is a messenger RNA of Armigeres subalbatus, 765 nucleotides long. RefSeq lists its product as uncharacterized. Lineage: Eukaryota; Metazoa; Arthropoda; Insecta; Diptera; Culicidae. The record is from RefSeq and is a predicted model, not a curated record. Bases 154 to 765 code for a protein of 203 amino acids. The transcript is spliced from 2 exons.
UAAUAGAAUCAUGUUAGUUUAUAAUUCCUAAUUAUGAACUUGCUUUGUUCCUCGUUGCGUUGUAACAUUAGGCAACAGGUAGGUACAAUCGCCUGAUCGAACUUAAAUCCUAAAUGCACCCGAACGCCGCAGCUAUUAGUAUGCCAACCAGCCAUGAAGUACCAACAACUGGUGAUAAUCUUUGCGGUGAUCUCUGCGCUCAUGCAACCUACCGAACCAGCACGUCUCAAUGGUAUCCAAGCCGGAUUAGGGGAGGAACGUCGCAGCUCCCUCUUCGUCAAUCGGAUCGGACAAUGCGAGGGCUUCCAGCACCUACCGGUUUUCAUACCGGACAGCAAAAUCGCCCAAUUAAACGGCACCCAUUAUGUGACUAGCGGAAUAUUGGUGUUUCACAGGGCAUACGAGGGCAAUUUGAGUGGCUCUGUAUGGAUCGAAAAGUGCAACACUACCAAGCAUUGUAAACCAUUCACUAGAACAAUUCCUAUACCCGAUGCGUGCGCUUAUCUGGAGGCAGUGGAUCCUGAAUUGGUGGCCAUCCAGAAUCAUUUCAAGCCCCCGUUUCACUGUCCAUUCAGAACGGGAGUCUUCAGAUUCAAUGACCUCCUAACGGACAACACGUUGUAUCUUUAUUUGUCACCGCACGUCUCAAACGAUUGGCGCGUAAUCAUCACUGGAUCGUACAACGAUAAAAUGAUAUUGUGUCUAAGCAUGGAAGUGAGCAUUUACGACUGGGAAGAAAUGCUAGUGAAGACCAUGUAUCAGUGA